AAGGCUAUAAUAGCUUAUUUUUGUGACUAUUCUGACUUUUUUUUAUUUCUCAUAAUUAAUAAUAAAACAUUCUGUCUAGAGGUAAUUUUUAUUCUCAACCUUCCCAUUUCCUCAAACUUUAAGCUAUUUGAAGUAUCUGUAAUUGAGAUGUUCCAUUUUGUCUUACAUAUAUUUAUUUAUUUCUGGUUUGUAACUAAGUGAAUUUUUUUAUUUUCAGAUGAUUCUUUGGGAUUGGGACUUAAAGCAAUGGUAUAAACCUCAUUAUCAGAAUUCUGGAGGUGGAAGUGGAGUGGAUCUUUCAGUGCUAAAUGAGGCUCGGAAUAUGGUGUCAGACCUUCUGAUUGAUCCGACCCUUUCCCCACAAGUCAUUUCUUCCCUUCGAAGUAUCAGUAGCUUGAUGGGUGCUUUCUCAGGUUCCUGUAGGCCAAAGAUUAAUCCUCUCACACCGUUUCCUGGAUUUUACCCCUGCUCUGAAAUAGAGGACCCAGUGGAGAGAGGAGAUCGAAAAAUCCACAAGGGACUACACAGUAGGAAUAGUUUACCAACUCCACAGCUGAGGAGGAGCUCAGGAGCUUCAAGUCUGCCACCUAUUGAACCUUCUUCAAGGUGGGAACGCAAUAAUGGCAAAAGGCCUCACCAAGAAUCUGGUGUUUCAAGCCAAGGAUGCUAUCUAAAUGGGCCUUUUAGUUCAAACCCACUGACAGUCCCGAAGCAAAGGUCAUCUUCUGUGUCGCUAACUCACCAUAUAGGUCUAAGAAGAGCUGGUGUUUUACCGAGCCUGAGUCCCGUGAAUUCUCCUGGCCAUGGACCAGUGUCUCCUGGCUCUCUAACUAGUCGAUCGCCUAUAGAAUUUCCUGAUACUGCUGAUUUUCUUACUAAGCCAAGUGUUAUUUUACACAGAUCUCUGGGCAAUGCACCCACUUCACCAGAUUUUUAUCCGCCACUUAGAAAUUCUGAUAGCAAUUUAUGUAACAGCUGUGGACAUCAAAUACUGAAAUAUGUUUCAACACCUGAAUCAGAGUCUGGUACAGAUUGCUGUGGCGGGAAAUCAGGGGACGAAGACAACACCAUUUCCUCAAAAGAAUCACUCAACCUUACAGAAGCUCAACAAGAAGUGGAAACAGAGAACAGAGACUGCAGAAAAUUAGCUCUGGAAGAUGAUAAUCACCUAACAGAAGAGGCACAGAAUGCACAGCAACCAAAUAUUGAACAGGAAGCAUCACUGGACCGGGUUUUAAUAGAAGAUUAUGAUUCAUUAAUAGAAAAGAUGAGCAACUGGAACUUUCAAAUUUUUGAACUUGUAGAAAAAAUGGGAGAGAAUUCAGGAAGGAUCCUUAGUCAGGUUAUGUAUACUUUAUUUCAAGACACUGGUUUAUUGGAAAUAUUUAGAAUUCCCACUCUACAAUUCAUGAACUACUUUCAUGCAUUAGAAAAUGGCUAUCGAGACAUUCCUUAUCACAAUCGUAUACACGCCACAGACGUCCUACAUGCCGUUUGGUAUCUGACAACACGGCCAAUUCCUGGCUUACAGCAGAUCCACAGUGAUCCUGGAACAGGAAACGAAACAGAGUCUGAUGGUAGAAUUAACCCUGGGCGAAUUGCUUACAUUUCUUCGAGGAGCUGCUCAAUCCCAGAUGAGAGCUAUGGCUGCCUGUCUUCAAACAUCCCUGCGUUGGAAUUGAUGGCUUUGUACGUGGCAGCUGCCAUGCACGAUUAUGACCACCCAGGGCGGACAAAUGCAUUUCUAGUGGCUACAAAUGCCCCUCAGGCGGUCUUAUACAACGACAGAUCUGUUCUGGAGAAUCAUCAUGCUGCAUCAGCUUGGAGUCUGUAUCUUUCUAGCCCAGAAUACAACUUCCUUCUGAACCUCGAUCACGUGGAAUUCAAGCGCUUUCGUUUUUUAGUCAUUGAAGCCAUCCUUGCCACAGACCUUAAGAAGCAUUUUGAUUUCCUUGCUGAAUUCAAUGCCAAGGCCAAUGAUGUAAAUAGCAACGGUAUAGAAUGGAGUAAUGAAAACGACCGCCUCUUAGUAUGCCAGGUGUGCAUCAAACUGGCAGACAUAAACGGCCCAGCAAAAGUUCGGAACUUGCAUUUGAAAUGGACAGAAGGCAUUGUCAAUGAAUUUUAUGAGCAGGGAGACGAAGAAGCCAAUCUCGGUUUGCCCAUCAGCCCCUUCAUGGAUCGAUCCUCUCCGCAGCUGGCCAAGCUCCAGGAGUCCUUCAUCACACACAUCGUGGGCCCCCUGUGCAACUCCUACGAUGCUGCCGGUCUGCUCCCAGGCCAGUGGGUGGAAGCGGAAGAGGAGGAGGAUGCCGAGAGUUGUUACGAUGACGAUGGUGAAGAGUCCGAUACAGAUGAGGAAGAAAUAGAAGACAACCUGGAUCCCAAGCCGCAGAGAAGGAAAGGCAGGCGGCGAAUAUUCUGCCAGCUGAUGCACCACCUCACCGAGAACCACAAGGUGUGGAAGGAGAUGGUGGAGGAGGAGGAGAAGUGCCCAGCGGAGGACACUCAGCCGCAGGCGGAGGGCGCGCCCAUCCCUCAGGCCGACGAGAUCCAGGUCAUCGAGGAGGCGGACGAAGAGGAGGAGAGACAGUGCGAAUGACCGAGACCUACCGAAGCAGCCCGGGCUGUGCCCAGGGUCGGCGGUCGGUGCCUCAUGCUCACUGUGCUGACUUUCAACUUGACCGUCCCCGUGGACAGGCCGUCAAACUGUGAGGAUCCUCGCGGUGCCCGGGGACUCCCGCCCUAACACCUUCCCUAAGAACUAGAGGCUAUUCCUAGAGCUUGGCUGCACCUGACUCAUGUCGCAAAGCUCUCUCAGUGCCUCCCCUGGUCUGUGAGUCCCUUGUCUCCAUACAGCUUCGUAGGUGGAAAGCACUAAUUUUCCAUGAGGGGUGGCUGCAACUAAAAGCUCAAGUGACUUACUGCAGUUUCCAAAGUGGCCAGAACUUUCUGCUUUCAUGAAGACAGGAUUCAUACUGUAUUUCCAUGUGUCCUCUGUCUUUGAAUGUUUUGGGGAAAGAAAAAAAAAGUCUGUGCCUAUUUAAGAAGGAAUCCAGUGUCUCCUUUCCGAGGGAUCUGUUCAAUGCAAUACACUGUCGAGUGCUGUUUUCCCAGCUAAUCUUCCCCACGAAGGACUGAGUGACCUUUGUUAUAUUUAACAAAAUCCAGGCGCAUCGAUUUCUGAUGCUUUUUACUGUUGUGUUAUUAUUUACUGUGUGUUUUGUUUCUUGCUCUUAUUGCUCAGAUUUGCCGUGGACAUCAGAAGUCUGAAUUCUUGCCUUUUUCACUUUAUAUUCCAUGGUCAAAUUUUAAAGCUGUUGAGAUUUAACAAUGAAGGAAAUUUUUUAUUCUUUACUCAGAACUGUUCUUAUUUUUACUCUUGCUCAGGAUUAGUAUUUUUAAACAUUCAAUUAUUAUAAUCACAGCACACAUUUUCAGAAGAAAAAACUUUUUCUUAGUAUUGAUAUUAACCUUUUAUGAAAAGGAGCAUAAUUUUCCCUUUUCUUAGAAAAAUGAGACCAAUUAAAGCCACGGAAAAGGUGUGUCUUUUGCCUUAAUAUAAAACAAAUGAGACUGAUCCUGUCAAAGACAAAGAACAAAGGAAAUAGUGUGAGCUCUGAAGGGCACAUACGUUAAAUAACCUAUUGGAAUGUGUACUUAUUUUUAGAUCUGCUUCGGUGCCACGUGUUUAGUUACUGUAAAACUGACGUUCAUCUUUCUAUUCCUGUCCUUUUGCCUCGAGAAAACACAACAGAAAUGACCUAUGACUACUCAAAACUUCUAGAGCCCAGUGCAAGUCUAAUUUCUGAGAUAAAGUAAAUGGUGAGAAUACAUAUUUAAUUUUUAUAUAACAAAUCUAAAUAUUUUAGUAAAUCAUUUCAUGCAAAAGCACGUUGCACAUUAUUAAGAUAACUGCAAAGAAAAUGGAACAUAUUUACAAUGUUUUUAAGCUUGUUAGUUUCUGCUGGGGUACAUCUAUACCUUAGUGCGAAAAAAUUGUGAAGAUAUAAAGAGCAGCCAAAGUGAUAGCAAGAUGGUAGACGAGCAUUUCUUCUUACUCGUGGAAGACCAUAGUACAUUUUGGAGCCGUUCAGCUUCUGUAGACAUUAAAAUCAUUAAUUUUCCAAGGUAAGUCCUUUAAAAAAUGAUGUCAGCAGGCAGUUUCUUACCUACCUAGAAUAGAAGAGUUGGCUUACCUGAAAGAUACCAAUUUACAAUCUAUGGAACUGUUGGAUGUUUUGAUCCUGCAGAGUAUCAUAAUUUUUCAUGAAUCACUAAGACUUAUUUAUUAGACAUGGUGAGUGCCGAGUUCCUUCCUGCCACUUUUGUUACCGUCGCCACAUCAUCUGUAAACUGGCCCCACAUAACUGAGUAAUAAAAUUUUAACUAAUUUACUGAGUUUGCAUUUGUAUACAUAUCUUGUGCUUCUGCUUCUCCAGAGUGCAUCUUGCAUCUCUCAUACUCCUGCUACUGCCAAGUACACGUGUGUGUAUAAAUUCACACCUGUGCAUGUGUGCACGAAAGAGUCAGAUUUCCUUACUUUCUAUUAUUUCAUUAAAAUUUUGUAUUGGGA
This is a messenger RNA of Miniopterus natalensis, 4576 nucleotides long. The record is from RefSeq and is a predicted model, not a curated record. Lineage: Eukaryota; Metazoa; Chordata; Mammalia; Chiroptera; Miniopteridae.